This is a messenger RNA of Penicillium verrucosum, 3480 nucleotides long. RefSeq names its product ankyrin. Bases 1 to 3480 code for a protein of 1159 amino acids. Lineage: Eukaryota; Fungi; Ascomycota; Eurotiomycetes; Eurotiales; Aspergillaceae. The transcript is spliced from 2 exons. The record is from RefSeq and is a predicted model, not a curated record.
AUGGUAGCAAUAUCGUUCGGCGAUAGGAAUUCUGGGCUUCAGGUAGGAGUAAACUAUGCUCCCAUCACAUUCUUCCCUCCCAAGAAUAUAGAGCCCAGCUUUUUCUAUAAUUCACACUAUGAAGCGCACAAGAAUAUCAACCCUCAACGAGUUAAGAACACUUGCAGAUGGUUUCUAGAUCAUCCGACAUUUCAAGCAUGGAAAAGCAGCCACCGUAACGAUCUCUUGUGGGUUUCCGCAGACCCGGGCUGCGGGAAAUCUGUGCUAUCAAGGGCUUUGGUUGAUGAUGUGCUGGUCCAAGAUGGGCCAGCUACGAUUUGCCAUUUCUUUUUCAAAGAUAACGAGGAGCAGAAUGGCGUGGCAACCGCGAUGUGCGCUAUCCUUCACCAACUAUUUUGUGCCAAGAUAGACCUCUUUCGCACACAUGCCGAAAAUCUAAUACGGCAACAAGGAGAGAAACUGAGGCUUAAUUUUGAAUCUCUGUGGGAGCUGUGGAUUUCUGUGGCCUUGGACUCUUCAAGCGGAGAUGUCGUCUGUGUUCUGGAUGCUCUUGACGAAUGCCAUCGGCCCGAUCGAGAUAGACUGAUACAAAAGUUGGAGUGGUUCUACUGGACGUCUCGAGAAAGACAAAAGGGCGAAUCGAAACUGAAAUUUCUUGUCACAAGCCGUCCAUACGUGGAUAUUGAGCGGAGGUUUGGUAAGCUAACCUAUCAGUUCCCACUGAUCCGCCUCGCGGGAGAAGAGGAAUGGAGAGGUAUUAGCCAAGAGAUCGGCUUGGUGAUGAACUCUAUGGUGGACGAGAUUGUGAGCGAAAGGCGGCUUGCGAAUAAAAUUCAAGAGGCCAUGAAGCGGCGGUUUUCUGAAUCCGACAACAGGACCUACUUAUGGUUGCAUUUGACGUUGGAAGCUGUUCGAGACUGUCUUGGACAGACUGAAACCAAGAUCUUACGGAAGAUUGAUGAACUACCAAAGAGCGUUGAGGAGGCUUACGAGGAAAUCCUACAGCGAUGCAAUAGAAAGAAUGAGCGAGAUGCGAGACGGCUGCUAGAGAUUAUUGUCGCAGCACAGCGACCUUUGGAGCUGUCGGAGAUCGAUGUUGCUCUUGAGAUUCAACCACAUUUCAAGUCUUCCUGCGACUUGGACCUUGAAGGCUCCGAAAGAAAACAGUGGAUUCGCGAUGUGUGCGGCUUGUUUGUUAGCGUUGUUGAUUCACGUGUCUACCUGAUCCACCAGACGGCAAGGGAAUUUUUACUACAAGAGAAGCAUGAAAGAGCCAUGUUAGGGAAUUGGAGACAUUCGGUUGAUUUGCAGAAUGCACAUCUAGCGCUGGCAAGGUUGUGCGUUACAUAUCUCUGUUUCGAGGAGUUCCAGGGACAUUUUCAACAGCGGCCAAAGCCGUUAACGCCAAAGGAAGGUUUUCUGUACUACUCUGCGAAUCACUGGGUAUCACAUUGCCGACAGAGUGGCAACGGAGAAGAAGAAUGGUCACGAAAGGCAGCAAUGCUAUGCGAGAUAGGAGAUGGGUCAUCUUCAUACUGGAUUAGCUAUCAUACAAACCGGUUUCAGUGGCACGGAAGUAUCCGUCUGCAAAAGUCGUCUUUGUUUUGGGCGACAAAAUGGGGAUUGGUACAAGUUCUGGAUCUGCUUCUUCAGCAAUCUGAUCUCCAGAUCACGGACGAUGUGGUUCAGGCUGCCGCGGCGAACGAAGAUAAUGGAGAGGCGCUGAUAAAGAUCCUAAUUGACCGACGAGGAGCAGAUCUCCGAAUCACGGAUGAUGUGGUUCAGGCUGCCGCCGCGAACUGGAGAUAUGGAGAGGCUGUGAUAAAAAUACUGGUUGAUCGACCAGGAGCAGACCUACAGAUCGACGAUAAAACUAUACUCCUCAUACUACAGAUAUUUAAUGUUGAGGUGAUAAGUCUCCUACUUGACCGACAAGGCGCAGAUCUCCAAAUCACCGAUUAUGUGGUUCAAGCUGCUACCGAGAAUAAAUAUAUCGGGGACGCGGUGAUGAAACUCCUACUUGACCGACGAGCAGAUCUCCGAAUCACGGAUGCUGUGGUUAAGGCUGCCGCCGCGAAUUGGAAAAAUGGAGAGGCGGUCAUGAGGCUGCUGCUCGACCGACGGGGAGUAGAUGUUCAGAUCACUAACGAGGUCGUUCAGGCUGCUGCCGGGAAUAAAUAUAGUGGAGAGGCGGUCAUAAGGCUGCUGCUCGACCAACGGGGAGUAGAUGUUUAUAUCACCGAUAGCAUCGUUCAGGCCGCCGCCGCAAAUAAAUAUGAUGGAGAAGCGGUGAUGAAGCUCCUACUUGACCGACUAGGAGCAGAUCUCCCAAUCGAGGAGAAAGUUGUACGUCAUAUACUACAGACAUUUAACACUGAGGUGAUAAGUCUCCUCCUUGACCGACGAGGAACAGAUCUCCAAAUCACCGAUGAAGUGGUUCAAGCUGCUGCUGCGAACCAGUAUAGUGGAGAGGCAGUGAUGAAGCUCCUACUUGACCGACCCGGAGUAGAGAUCUCAAUCGAGGAGAAAGUUAUACCUCGCAUACUACAGACUUUUGACACUGAGGUGAUAAGUCUCCUCCUUGACCGACGAGGAGCAGAUAUCCAAAUCACCGAUGAAGUGGUUCAAGCUGCUGCUGCGAACCAGUAUAGUGGAGAGGCAGUGAUGAAGCUCCUACUUGACCGACCAGGAGUGGAGAUCUCAAUCGAGGAGAAAGUUAUACCUCGCAUACUACAAACUUUUGACACUGAGGUGAUAAGUCUCCUCCUUGACCGACGAGGAGCAGAUAUCCAAAUCACCGAUAAAGUAGUUCAGGCUGCCGCCGUGAAUUGGAAAAAUGGAGAGGUAGUGAUGAAGCUCCUAAUUGACCGACAAGGAGCAAAUGUCCAAAUCACCGACAAAGCGGUCCAGGUUGCUGCCACAGACUGGAAAAAUGAAGAGGCAGUAAUGAAGCUCCUACUUGACCGACGAGAAGAUCUCCAGAUCACGGAUAAAGUGGUUCAGGCUGCCGCCGCGAAUUGGAAAAAUGGAGAAGUAGUGAUGAAGCUUCUUCUUGACCGACGAGGAGUAGAUCUCCAGAUCACGGAUAAAGCUGUUCAAGCUGCCGCCGCCAAUAAGUAUAGUGGAGAGGCGGUGAUGAAGCUUCUUCUUGACCGACGAGGAGCAGAUCUCCAGAUCACGGAUAAAGCUAUUGAAGCUGCCGCCGCCAAUAAGUAUAAUGGAGAGGCGGUGAUGAAGCUUCUUCUUGACCGACGAGGAGCAGAUCUCCAGAUCACGGAUAAAGCUAUUGAAGCUGCCGCCGCCAAUAAGUAUAGUGGAGAGGCGGUGAUAAAGCUUCUUCUCGAUCGACGAGGAGCAGAUCUCCAAAUCACCCAUAAAGCGGUUCAAGCUGCCACCGCAAAUGAGUACAUUGGAGACGUCGUGACGAAGCUUCUUCUCGAACAACGAGGAGAGGGUAUCAAAAUCAGAAGACAUGUCUGA